CAGCAAACUCAAGUGUGACUUUUAGGCUGCUGUUGAGGUGUAAAUGUACUACUCGCAUUAUAUUUUUGUCCAAUACAGGAGUUAAAUUAAACCUCCUCGCUCUCCCUCAUAAAUAAAGCCGCCACCACCGCACACACUCACCAAGAAAGCAGCUUUAGAUGGAGCGGCGAAGACUAGUCGUCUCCUCCCUCUCCUUCCUCUCAAUCUCUAGCCUUGUAGAUUUUCCGGAAGCCUCCCAUCUGACAUCCAUGGUUGUUGGAGGGGAUUUCUUCUCCUUUCAGGCUCCUCAUCUUCAGGCGGCUACUUAUUUGGGUUUGGUUAAUUUGGUGCUGACCGGCGGUGACAACGAGAGAGAGCACGCCGGUGCGACCGUCACGGAGAUGUGGCCCGUGGCGGCGUACUUGCGUGCUCCCUCCCGUUGUCACUGUCCCACACUACCAUAUACUUUCUCCUUCAGCCCCCUCAAUUUGGCAGGGGAAACUACGGUUAAUUACAGAGGCUUGUUUGGAGCCUUGGAGGGACUGGGGUCCAAUAAGAAAAAUAAAAAUAGCAUUGCAAUGUCCGCUUCCAGAAAACCAUCCUUAUGCCAAUCUAUCUAUUUAAUUGCUACUUACUGAUUUUUGGUAUCUCCUUACUCCUAGAAUUGGUAUGAGCCGGGGGAUGUAUGUGCAUCAAAGAAAAUCUUAUGCUAACUUUUAAGGAAUGGUGUCAUGUUACUCGAUGAUGUUAAUAUGUUAUUACGCAAAUGGUUCUAAUCAUCUUGCGUCCAUGGGGGUUUACAUACAACCAGGACAAAGUGGUUUAUGAUUGAAUCUCAGACAUUUGAGCUGUUCCUGAAUGUCUGUUUACAUUGAGGCCAUUUUCUUGCUUCAGAUGCUAGACUUAUGUAUUUUUGGUCAAUACAAAUAGAGGAAAUUCCUUA
Panicum hallii is the source of this 922-nucleotide messenger RNA. RefSeq lists its product as uncharacterized. The record is from RefSeq and is a predicted model, not a curated record. The transcript has 3 exons. Bases 159 to 617 code for a protein of 152 amino acids. NCBI's taxonomy places the organism in Eukaryota, Viridiplantae, Streptophyta, Magnoliopsida, Poales, Poaceae.